This is a messenger RNA of Heterocephalus glaber (naked mole-rat), 1921 nucleotides long. The record is from RefSeq and is a predicted model, not a curated record. NCBI's taxonomy places the organism in Eukaryota, Metazoa, Chordata, Mammalia, Rodentia, Bathyergidae.
CGCCCAGUUAACCCGCAGCUCCGGGCCUGUGAGGCGGGGCUGGCUGGGGUCAGCCUGAGGCAGGGCCAAGCGGAUCCCCACUCGGGCUGGAGCUGCUCCACAGGAGCCCACCGCUGCCAGCCCUGUGGGAGGAGCGCGUGGGGACCGACUGCGGACUCUGGUACAGGUGCUGGCUCUGCCCUGACCAUGCCUGUGACCUUUGCCCUCUUGCUCCUCCUGGGCCAGGCCACCUCAGAUCCAUGCUACGAUCCUGGGGGCCACCCCCGCUUCUGCCUCCCGCCGGUGACCCGCCUGGCAGGUGCUGUAGCGGCCUCCUGCCCUCAGGCCUGUGGCCUCUCCCAGGGCAUGGGCCCUGACCCCGGGGCUACCUGCAAUGGCAGCCUGACCCUGGACCUGGACAGCCCCUUCCUCCUGUCGUCUGUCAGCCUGCGCUUCUGCAGCCCAGGGCCCCCAGCCCUUGUUCUGUCUGCUGCCCGGGCUGCUGGGGGUCCUUGGAGGCCUCUGUGGCACAGAGCGGCCUGGCCCGGAGCCUCGGGGGGCCCCGAGAAGGUGACCUUCCGCUCCCCAGCAGGCCCUAAGGCCCAGGUGGUGGCACACCAGCUCCGGGUGGAGUUUGGGGCCUGGGUAGGGCUGGCAGCAGCUGGGGUGAGAGGCCGCUGCCAGUGUCAUGGCCACGCCGCCCGCUGCGCCGCCCGUGCCCGGCCACCUCGCUGCCGCUGCCGCCACCACACCACUGGCCCAGGGUGCGAGAGCUGCCGCCCGUCCCAUCGAGACUGGCCCUGGCGGCCUGCCACGCCCCAGCACCCCCAUCCUUGUCUGCCCUGCUCCUGCAACCAGCACGCCCGCCGCUGCCGCUUCAACUCUGAGCUGUUCAGGCUGUCAGGGGGCCGAAGUGGGGGUGUGUGUGAGCGGUGCCGCCACCACACUGCAGGACGACACUGCCACUACUGCCAGCCUGGGUUCUGGAGGGACCCCAGCCAGCCCAUCACCAGCCGCAAGGCUUGCAGGGCCUGCCAGUGCCACCCUAUUGGGGCAACAGGAGGUACCUGCAACCAGACCAGUGGGCAGUGCUCCUGCAAGUUAGGGGUCACAGGCCUGACGUGCAAUCGCUGUGGGCUGGGAUACCAGCAGAGCCGCUCCCCCAGGAUGCCCUGCCAGCGAAUUCCAGAGGCCACAACCCCUCUUGCCACUACCCGUGGUAUUUCCAGCUCUGACCCUCAGUGUCAAAACUACUGCAACGUCUCGGACACCAGGGUCCACAUGAGCCUUCGGAGGUACUGCCAGCAGGACUACGUUCUGCGCGCGCAGGUGCUGGCGUCCGAGGCUGCGGGCUCGGCAUGGCGGCGGCUGGCCGUGCGCGUGCUGGCUGUGUACAAGCAGCGGGCCCGACCCGUGCGCCGCGGCGACCAAGACGCCUGGGUGCCCCGCGCUGACCUGGCCUGCGGCUGCCUGCGCCUGCGCCCUGGAACGGACUACCUGCUGCUGGGCAGCCCGGCCGGCGACUUGGACCCCGCGCGCCUCGUCCUCGACCGCCACGGCCUCGCGCUGCCCUGGAGGCCGCGCUGGGCCCGACCACUGCGGAGGCUGCAGCAGGAGGAGCGCAACGGAGGCUGCCAUGGCCUGAAACCCUCCACACCGAGCCCCAAGCUAGACACUAAUCUGGGCUGGAGCCGCCUCAGAAGCCACUGAAGGAACUCAGAGGUGAUGGGGCGCGAACCCUGUACCUCGAUGUGCGUCCUCAAGGAGCCAAUCAGAAGCUGUGGCGCCCGGACAUCACUCCGCAUGCGCCAGCAUUGCGCGGGCUGAGCAACUUUUAGCAAAAGGCGACAAACUGGAAGCGGGACUUUUGGAGCCCCAGCAGCACCUCUUUGGCCUGUGACCCAAGCAGUUCUUGCCCACAAUAAAGUUAAAUCUCGAGGAA